AUGGCUGAAUUGCUCUCGAGACAGGGACCUUUGGCCCAUGUCUGGCUCGCGUCCAACUAUGACCGAAAGCUUUCUAAACUGCAGCUCCUCAGCACAAACAUCAUUGCAUCCUCCAACAUCAUUUCCACGAGGCAGAUCCAGUCCGCUGGAGACACAAAUUCGGAUACUAUCACCUUAAGACUUUCGGGCCAGUUGCUCUUAGGAAUUGUUCGAAUCUACUCCAGAAAGACCAAAUAUCUCUUAGACGACGUCAACGAGUGCUUGUACAAAUUGAAGAGCUCUUUCAGAUAUGCUAGUGGUGCCAGUUUGGGAUCUAAUAUUACGACAGUGAACUUACCGCCUCCAAGAACCACCAUCACCAAUUUUUCCAAGCAUUUAAUGCAAGACCAGGUGACAGAACUCGACUUGUUCUACCAGGAAGACUUAAACUUGGACGAUGACGCAGUUGCACAGACCAAUCAUGACAUGCUCUUUUCUCAAGUCAGCUCUUUGAACCACUCCUCCCAUGAUGCUUCCGAAAUUGACCGCUCCAUUGAGUUUGCAAGAAGACAAUCGGGGCCACAACCGGAUAUGGACAUGGACAUGGACUUGGAUUUGGACUUUGAUCUUGAUUUGGAUCAGUCUAUCGAGCAAGGUCGAGAUGCUCAGGCGCCUAUGUUGGAGGCAGACCAAUCUGUUUUGGACCUUUCCAAAGGUCCCAACUCGCCUAUUCUUGAGAGCGAUGACUUGGGACUUGGUGAGCCUCUAGAAACCAUUGAGGAUCGUUCUAGUGUUCAACCACAAGAGACUUCACCAAUUACCCCUCCACAGGAAUCCAUCGGUCCUGCCAGACGCACAAGACUUGUUGGUGUGACAAAUGAGGGUGUAAUAAAAACCACAAAAAGGAAGUUAAUUGUGGAUAAUGCAGAGGAGUUGCAAAGGGGACUUCCGAACGAGAUUUUGAAAAGUAUUCAACAUUUACAAACACAUGGCCGGUUUACGGAAGAGACAUUGACAUUAAAUUUGACAGAGAACGAAAAGUUGCAAUUGAUCGAGGAACUCGCUUCUCCUGCCAGCUCGAAACGGAGAAAGAUCUGGAAUCUUGACCAUGAGCUCAGGCAGAGAUGUGUCCAACUCUCCAACCAAGAACAACAAGGCUCAGAAUCUCCUGACCACUCCAUGAGCUUCGAUCUUGACAACAGCUUGGACUUUGACUUAUCUUUGCCAGGUCUUGAGCCAGACAACGACGCUAACACCAUGGCCAAACCAACAGAAUCACCCCGCGAAGAUGAUGACAACACAAUAGACAGUGUGAAGGGCACUACACAGAUCGCUGAACACUUGAGAAAGACCUUUUUUGAGCAGCCAACAAUCAAAUUUGACGAGCUCAUGGACAAAGACAUGACGGACGGAGAUAACGUGCCACUUGGGGCAGUUCAUAAAGCUUCAGACACUGUAAAGGUCAGUCAGAGAAGAGAGGCAACUAAAUGCUUUUUUGAGUUACUUGUGUUAGCUUCCCAUAAUUGUAUCUCCUUAGAACAAGACGAGACCAAUGGUCUCUCCCAGUUGGGAAAGAACCUUACAAUCAGACCAAGAGACAAUCUUGUAUCAAGAUUUCUUUAA
Molecule: messenger RNA, 1602 nt
Organism: Sungouiella intermedia
Lineage: Eukaryota; Fungi; Ascomycota; Pichiomycetes; Serinales; Metschnikowiaceae
Source: the annotation of a GenBank genome assembly